This is a messenger RNA of Schistosoma turkestanicum, 1180 nucleotides long. The record is from the annotation of a GenBank genome assembly. NCBI's taxonomy places the organism in Eukaryota, Metazoa, Platyhelminthes, Trematoda, Strigeidida, Schistosomatidae.
CUGGACUUCAAGGUUAUGAGGGAGUCUUGAUAGAUGAGUUUGUCUAAGGUUGCCGGUCCGUCUUAUCGGAUUAUCAGAAGUUGCUGCGUAAAACACCCAGGGAUAUUUCAUCUACGCUUAUUUGCUCUGUGUCCUUCAUAUGUUAAGAUACCUAAUACCCAUGUUCGGACUUUUGUUACAAAAUCUAGAAAAACUAGACUACCUUUUAGUUCAUUUAUUGUGGACACGAAGAAAGCUAGACAGAGUGAUUCAGAUUCAUCAGUGGUGCAUACAGAUCUGAACGAAAUGUUAAAAGAUCAACCACCGUCAUUACAGCUUAAAAUAGUAGACGCCUAUCGUAGAGGUUUUCAGUCGUCAACCGAAAAAGAAAAGUCAUCAAAAAUGGAAACAUUUGUCACAUUCAUUUUGAAGAUUCUUGGAUUUUCAGCCAUUAUUUUAAUCUCUUUAAAGCUUGUUCAGAGAGUACUCGGCGGUGCGUUUCCAAAAUUACUGGAUUCUAGUGUAGCCUCGUUCGCUGAAAAUGCUGAUGUUAACUUUAAUGAUGUUCAAGGAUGUGAUGAAGUUAAAAAGGAACUCCAGGAUGUUGUUGAAUUUCUCCGAAACCCUGAAAAGUUUAAUCGCAUCGGAGCUAAACUCCCCAAAGGUGUUCUUCUUGUGGGUCCUCCUGGAGUUGGAAAAACAUUACUAGCUAAAGCGGUGUCUGGUGAAGCCCAAGUUCCUUUCUUGUAUGUUUCUGGAAGUAGUUUCGAUGAAGUUUUCGUUGGAUUAGGAGCUUCUCGUGUUCGACAACUUUUCACUUCUGCCAAACAAAAUUCACCAUGUGUAGUAUUUAUUGAUGAAAUUGAUUCUGUCGGUCGAAAUCGAACAUCUUCACCUCAUCAUCCUUAUGCUAAUCAAACAAUUAAUCAACUUCUUGCAGAAAUGGAUGGAUUCCAGCCAACAGAAGGAAUUAUAGUUUUAGGUGCAACAAAUCAAGCAGAAGAUUUAGAUAAAGCUUUAUUAAGACCUGGUCGUUUUGAUGUUCAAAUUCUUGUAUCACCACCAACUUACGAGGGCAGAAUGGCUCUUUUAAAUCUUUAUUUAGGAAAAGUGAAAACCGGUCCAAAUAUUGACGUUGAAAAGUUGGCUCAUGGAACAGUUGGAUACACUGGAGCGGAUAUACAAAAUUUAGUGAAUCAAG